UUCCAUGUCCGGUGCGGCGAAGACCUUCGAAAAGUAGCGAACAGUACGUUAGUUUGAGCUACGCUACCGUCAAAGCUUAUAGACAGUUCCUCUGCGUCAGACAAGUUGGCGAACACUCUAAGGACAGCCAGUCGAAUCGUUUCAAGGAGAGAAAACCGUAGUGGAACAGCAAGGGAAAGUUAAUGCAGUGGAUGUUUUUAUGACUGGGGCUUUGCUACUGAUUCACGGAGUAGUAGCAACAGUUUGAAUUGAAGAUCUGGAAGUUUCUCUCCUUCAGGAUCAUACCACAUCUGGUUAUGUUUGCCUCUGCAUUCUCCUUAUAAUGAUGCCCUAGAUGGAGGCCUGGCCUUAGCCCCCUGUCAGUUCUGUGCCAGUCAUAUAAUUUCUGUGUUUACUCUGAGUGGAUUACCAUGGCUGAUUCUCCAGAGAGGGACCCUCCACUACUGCAGCUCCAAGAAGUGGACUCUAGCAGGUUGGCAGCACGUGUUCUCUCACCUAUCUUUGGUACACCCUCACCCUCCCUGCCACUGGAGGGACACCCCGUCUGCAUCCCGUCUCCUUACACGGACCUGAGCCACGACUUCACUCCUUUAUCUUUCUAUAGUCCCACGUUGCUGAGUUACUGUGCCCCCUCUCUCUCCGACUGCACCUCGGUGCAUCAGUCACUUAGCCCCACCCUCUUCUGGCCCUCCCACAGCCAGGUCUCGUCAUUGGCACUGCAUCGACCACAGUCCUGUUCCCAACACAAUCAACCAUCCCACGGCUCAUGGGCAGACCUAGUGGUCUGUGACCACGCCCAGGGGGAGGACAGUAAACCUGUGGGAAAGAGGCCGGAGGAAAGCAUCAGCUCUACAGCAGGCAAAGCUGACAUGCACUACUGCGCUGUCUGCAAUGACUAUGCCUCCGGAUACCAUUAUGGGGUAUGGUCCUGUGAGGGCUGCAAAGCUUUCUUCAAGAGAAGUAUCCAAGGGCACAAUGACUACAUCUGUCCGGCAACCAACCAGUGCACCAUCGACAAGAACCGGCGCAAGAGCUGCCAGGCAUGUCGCCUCCGCAAGUGCUAUGAAGUGGGAAUGAUGAAAUGUGGAAUGCGUCGAGACCGUGGCGGUUACGGUAGGGGGGGUGCCCAGCACAGAAGGGUGGUACGGUACAGUGCCAGGGCAGGGCUGGACAGACAGAGACCAGGAGAAGGGAAAGAUUUACCUUCAGUGAAGGUAAAGCAGCUGGUUUCCGCGGUGUUAAGCCCCCAGGAGCUGAUCUCACGGAUAAUAGAAGCAGAACCGCCGGAGACCUACCUGAUGAAGGACGUGAAGAGGCCUUUUACCGAGGCCAACGUCAUGAUGUCCCUCACCAACCUGGCCGACAAAGAGCUAGUCCACAUGAUCACGUGGGCUAAAAAGAUUCCCGGUUUUGUGGAACUUAGUUUGUUGGAUCAGGUCCACCUGUUGGAGUGCUGCUGGCUAGAGGUGCUGAUGUUGGGACUGAUGUGGAGAUCUGUAGACCAUCCGGGAAAACUGAUGUUCUCCCCUGACCUUAUCCUCAGCAGGGAUGAGGGAAGUUGCGUACAAGGCUUUGUGGAAAUCUUUGAUAUGCUGCUUGCAGCCACUGCUAGAUUUAGAGAACUCCAACUACAAAAAGAAGAAUAUGUCUGUCUCAAGGCCUUGAUCCUCUUCAAUUCCAACCUGUGUCUGAGUUCAUCUGAGGGAGAGGAGUUACAGAGCAGGACAAAGGUGAUGCGAUUGCUGGAUUCAGUGACAGAUGCACUGGUUUGGGCCAUUUCUAAAACUGGCCUGAGUUUCCAGCAACGCUCCACGCGCCAAGCUCGCCUGCUUAUGCUGCUCUCCCACAUCCGCCAUCUGAGCAACAAAGGCAUUGAUCACCUCCACUGCAUGAAGAUGAGGAACGUGGUGCCACUGUAUGACCUGCUUUUAGAGAUGCUCGACGCUCAUAUCAUGCAUGGUUCUCGCUUGCCUCAGCGACCCUCCCAUGUCACUGCUCCUGAAGAGAGUCCCAGACCCACCGCACCAUUCUCCUGUCCCACAGUUGACCUCCAGGACCCUGAACAAACCAGCAAGAAAGUGUAACAGAGUUGUCUCAGGAGUUCUGGAAAGGGAUCUCUUGUGUCCUGAAGAUGGACUAAAACAAUAAAGAGAGGCAGAAGAAUGAAAUUGGAACUGGGAUGAAAUAAGCUUUUGGUGUUUUGAAUAUUGCAGACCUCUGAAAACACAAGCCCUCUGAAAUUGGAUUCACUCUGGAUCAAAUGCUCUGUCAGUAACCUCCAUGAAGUGAAUCAUGUGUGAAAACAGGGUUGUACACUUUUUUUUUUGGUCAAAAAGGUAAACAUUGGUUGAAGUCACGUCGCAAAUCUUCAGGUGUAGUAUGCUCCCUCAUCAAAAAUAAUAAUAAAAAAAAAAAAAACAGAGCAUCUGGUGCAAAAUGAUUAUAAUGUAGAAUGAAUAAUUUUACCAUGGGGGAGGGGGGAGACUGGAAUAAAUGUGAUUGAAUCUUCCUUUUGUACUGAGUAGGCAGACAUGACAUCAGCCUUGGUUUGGUUACUCCCUUAUUACCAUACAUGACAAUCAAAAUUGAAAAAGAGAAACUCUUCUGGGAGACCAUCCUAAUCUCAAAAUUAUUAUAAUAGAUCUCAAUGGCCUGUCGCUAAGAACAGUCAAGAGUUUGAUUACCUGCCCCUGAAUUAUACUUCUGGACUUUCAUCACUAAUGCGUGCCUACAUCUUUCACUUAAAUACACCAGCUGUACAGAAAGAGGAGGUGGUUCUGUUUAACACAGAUGUUAAUAAAGAAAAAAAAAACCUCACCCACAUUUCUGCUGUGGAGGCUAACCCAAAGAAAAAGGAUCUCAUUUUUCUAGCUUAGAUAAUACAAGGGUCUAAUAUUUGAUGUCAGAAGUUUCCCAGAUGAGGUUUUUUUAAUUUUUCAUUUUUUUUAGAUGUAAACAUUAUAAAGGUCAGUCUUGGGACAGGUGGUAUCCUAGUUGUUGAAACAUCUCUACCUUUAAAAGUGUUGAUAUCCACACGGAUUGUUGUUGUUUUUUUUUUAAGGGUUAGUGUGCCGAUUAAUUCAUCUCUCAUUAACUUUGAUUACACUCAAAACAGAAGGAUGGCAGUCACCAACGACUUUUAGGAGUAACUGUUCAUUUUAACAGUGGGUAAAUUUGUAAAUGUAUAGAUAUUUUGGUAAUAUUGAGACGUGUAUUUGUUGCUCUUGAACACAGGGCCGAAUUUAAGUUGAUCAUCAAGAACACACCUACAACUUGUCAGCUAACUGUCAUCCCUAAAACAAACCAUUGCUUUAAAACACCUUUUUAAAUUCACAGCAAAAAUGGAAUUCAACUAAAAAAAAAUUUACAUUCAAUACAGGUUGAACUUAAUACAUUUAACUGAGAAGUGAUUCUUUUCAUGGCUUUUAAAACAGCAGUUGUAGAAACCAAGCUUUAAGAACCAGGAAUAAGCCAUAUUUGUACACAGCCAAUCAGAGAACAUUUGAUUAAUUCUGUGUGAACCUUUUAGCAAACUUCUCAAGUUCUACCAUUCCUGCCUCUGCAGGUCACUCUGCAUGCAGAAAAACAGCUGGACCUAUGGUGUUCAAAAACACACGGUUUCUGUGUGUACGCCUUCCUGAAACUGAGGAACUUUUUGUAAAUAAGUCCUUGAGCAUACAAAAUUUCACACCAAUCCCUGUUUUUUUUUCUAAACUGUGCUGCAGCUUUUGCACUUUAGAUUUUCUGCAAUCAUCUGUCCAUUCAUCAGAAGGAAUUAAAUCACAGAGCAGGAUAUCUGGUUCAUUUGGUUAGCCUGUCUGGUUCUGUUUUCUGUGUGUGAUGGUAAAAUAAAAAGUGCAAAAUUUCUUCUUUCAAAAUGUUGCUUGUUUUUAUGAUGUAUUUGUGUUUGCUAUGCAGACCCACCCACAAGAGUAAUAAAACUGUCAUAUGGAAA
This is a messenger RNA of Chanos chanos (milkfish), 3955 nucleotides long. It is a transcript of the gene esr2a, whose product is annotated as estrogen receptor 2a. The record is from RefSeq and is a predicted model, not a curated record. Gene Ontology annotation, molecular function: nuclear estrogen receptor activity; steroid binding; sequence-specific DNA binding. Gene Ontology annotation, cellular component: nucleus. Gene Ontology annotation, biological process: cellular response to estradiol stimulus; estrogen receptor signaling pathway; regulation of DNA-templated transcription. The coding region runs from base 411 to 2084 and encodes 557 amino acids. Lineage: Eukaryota; Metazoa; Chordata; Actinopteri; Gonorynchiformes; Chanidae. The transcript has 10 exons.